Messenger RNA from Cornus florida, 784 nucleotides. Its product is annotated as protein SRC2-like. NCBI's taxonomy places the organism in Eukaryota, Viridiplantae, Streptophyta, Magnoliopsida, Cornales, Cornaceae. The transcript has a single exon. The record is from RefSeq and is a predicted model, not a curated record. The coding region runs from base 51 to 548 and encodes 165 amino acids. Gene Ontology annotation, biological process: defense response.
AUGCCUUUUAUAUCUUAGAAUACAAACACCCACAUCACCUAAAAACAUAUAUGGAGUGCAGGAAAUUUGAGAUAACCCUCGUCUCAGCAAACGACCUAGAGGACGUUCGAAGAAUCUGCAAGAUGAAACCCUACGCUAGGGUUUCAAUUGCAAACAAUCCGAGGACGGAGAAGCGGACGCCGACAGACAAGCAUGGUGAGACCAACCCUGCGUGGAACUUCACCGUGAGGUACACCAUAGACGAGUCCGCCGUGGAGCACUAUGGUGUCAUACUUGUGAUCAAGUUGUACUGUAAGCGAAAGCUCGGGGACCGAUACAUCGGUGAGGUGCAUACAUCAUUGAAGGAGCUGUUUGAUUAUGCCAGCAUGAAUGGAGGGAGUGCUGUAGUGAGUCACCCUGUGCAGAAGGGUUCUGCAGACUCUCAGGGAGUGCUUAAGUUUUCGUAUAGGUUCGGAGACAGAUUGAGUGUUGAUAAACUAGUGUUGGCAGAUAGUAUUGCACUCUCUGGCUAUGAUUUUGUUAAACGUGAUACUUGUUUCUGCCUUUAGGGAGGGAUUCCUAGUGAGCCCGAGUCAUCAGCUCCGCGUUGACUACGUCCCUAACCUUUGUAUACCGCCCCUUAAUUUACCGGGGAAAAAUGUCUUCUCUUUCUGUGUGUGUGUGCAUGUACGUAUGUUUGUUAUCACUUAUCAGAGAAUCAAGGGCUUGUGUGUAUUGUGGAGGGAAGGUUGUAGUUGUAUGAUCCAAGAAAUGAAAAUUUGUUUCUAGCUACUUGUUUUUAAUA